Messenger RNA from Moesziomyces aphidis, 1635 nucleotides. The record is from the annotation of a GenBank genome assembly. NCBI's taxonomy places the organism in Eukaryota, Fungi, Basidiomycota, Ustilaginomycetes, Ustilaginales, Ustilaginaceae.
AUGAGUGCGCCUCGCCUCGCCUCCAGUUCGAUAGCUCGUCUGGCACCGCGUGCUCGCCAAGUCGGCGGCCGACGCCUCGUCACCCCCGCCCUUGCACGCCGCUGGUCAUCCAACGCUCGCAAGGCCUCCGCGGCUGUCGACACGACGUCAGCUCUGCGCGGCCAGGGCUCUUCUCCUCGCUCCAUCUCGAGCUCCGCAUCCUCUGGCUCAGCUGCCAAGAGCGGCAAGACCAAGGCAACAACCCCCGUCGAACGUUACGAAGAGCUCGUUCAGUCCGGCGUCCUUCGAAGUGACGACCACCAGCGAGGCAUCAUCAAGGUGCUUCAAUCUCUGCAUGAUCAGCUCCGCACCUACAAACAGCCCGACGUGCCGGAUCCCGAAGCGCAUUUGCAAGCUUCCAAAGGCUUCCUCUCCUGGCUUCCUUUCGGCACCAAGUCCAACACCCAGGAGAUCCCUCCCAUCUCGCCAGACAUUCCCAAGGGCCUCUACCUGUACGGAGACGUCGGCACCGGAAAGAGCAUGCUCAUGGACCUCUUCUACGACACGCUCCCGUCCAACAUCACCGCCAAGCGCCGCAUCCACUUUCACCAAUUCAUGAUCGAGGCACACAAGCGCGCGCAUUUUUACAAGUCCAAAACGCACAAGCCGUCCGGCAUUGUCAUGAUGAUGUCCUCCGCCGCCUCGUCCGCCGCUUCUUCUUCUUCUUCAUCGGCGUCUGCUUCCUCAGCAAGCGCGGGCGAGGAGAGCGACGCGAUUGAGGCCGUGGCGCGCGAAAUGGCGCGCAACCAUUCGGUGCUGUGCUUUGACGAGUUCCAGGUGACCGACAUUGCAGACGCCAUGAUCCUGCGCGGCUUGCUCGAGCGCAUGCUCGCCUACGGUGUCGUCAUGGUCAUGACGAGCAACCGCCAUCCGGACGAGCUCUACAAGAACGGCAUCCAGCGUCAGAGCUUCCUCCCCUGCAUCGAUCUGCUCAAGUCGCAGUUCCGCGUGACCGACCUCAACUCGGGCACCGACUACCGAAAAGUGCCCCGCGCGCUCUCCAAGGUCUACUUUGACCCGCUCGACGAUGCCAAUACCCGCGAAUUCGACAAGCUCUUCGAUGCCGCCACCUCGGACCCGCACGACCCCGUCGUCGAGAACCGUGCGCUCAAGAUCUGGGGACGAACGCUCCACGUCCCGCAAUCGUCGCAAAAGGUGGCGCGAUUCACGUUUGACGAGCUCUGCGGCCGCCCGAGGUCGGCGGCGGACUACAUCGAGAUCUGCAACAACUUUGGCACCAUCUUUGUCGACGCUGUGCCCAAGAUGGGCCUCAACCAGCGCGACCUCGCACGCCGCUUCAUCACCUUUAUCGACGCCGCCUACGAGAGCAAGACCAAGCUGCUCGCGUCGAGCGAGGUGCCCAUCCUGCAGAUCUUUUCGGGCGACGCAGGCAAGGCCAAACCCACCGCCGACCAGAUGCGUGCCCUCAUGGAUGAUCUUGGUCUCACCAUGGACGACAUUGGAGGCUCUCCCAUCUUCACCGGCGACGAGGAACUGUUCGCCUUUGCACGUGUCGUCUCGCGUCUCACCGAGAUGGGCACCCGUCAGUACGCCGAAACCGCCAGCAUCACCUCCGAAGCACCUCCCGAGUACUAG